Molecule: messenger RNA, 211 nt
Organism: Perkinsus marinus ATCC 50983
Lineage: Eukaryota; Perkinsozoa; Perkinsida; Perkinsidae
Exons: 1
Source: RefSeq, a predicted model, not a curated record
GUCCACUCGGGCCUCAACAAGUCCAUCAAAUCUUCACUCCGAACUAGCGUUUCCGUUUGGUCGUUGGGCAUGUCCCAGCUCGUCCCGACGGUGUACACCGAGUCUACGACAUGGACUCGGGACUCUCACGAUUUGUUCGAUUACGAAAGUCAACAUGUCGUUCGCAGAGACUUCGCUUUAAACCAAACGGUCAGAUUCGUGCGGAGCAAUG